AACUGCCAAAGAUUCAGAAGAAUAUUCCAUCAUCUUGUUUGUGCAGCCAAGCAACUAAGAACAAGGCCACAACUGUGUCCUUUUCUUUCCCAGCUUCAUUGUUGUGGCUGAGGAUAAGAGCAGAGAACGGCCACCAUAACCCACAGCAUAUUUGAAAAAUCUAAGUCUCAUGGCAUUGGCUUUGAACAGCAUAAUCCCCCACACCACAGCUUUGAGCUUAAGCACUUCUUUGCCUUCUCCUAAAAAGCCUUCAAGCCUUCAAUUUCAACAGCCUCACAAUCGUCGCCAAAUCACUCAAAUUGUGCAAAGCACUGCCUCGUCCUCCACCAACACCACCCUUUCUGAUGUUAAACUCCAAAUUCAGGAGGACCGCAACUUCAAUCCCACUUCCACUUCUGCCACUGCGUGGUCCGAAUUUGCCAGAAAUGUGUCCGGUGAAUGGGAUGGCUAUGGAGCAGACUUCACAAAGGAAGGGAGCCCAAUUGAACUUCCUGAGAAUGUUGUACCUGGAGCUUACAGGGAGUGGGAGGUUAAGGUUUUCGAUUGGCAGACUCAGUGCCCCACUCUUGCUAACCCGGAAGAGCCCGUUCUUGUGUACAAGAAUAUAGAGCUACUACCAACAGUUGGAUGUGAAGCUGAUGCUGCUACACGAUACACCGUCAUUGAGAAGAACAUUGGUGGUGUGAAUAACGAAGUUUCUGCCUUUGCAUAUCAGUCUAGCGGAUGCUAUGUGGCCGUCUGGCCAGGUGAGGAAAAGGGUAAUAAGUUGUUGGAGUUGGAGUAUUGCUUGAUUAACCCUCAAGAUAAGGAGUCUCGUGUGAGAAUAAUUCAGGUCAUCCGUAUAGAAAAUAUGAAGAUGAUGCUGCAGAAUACAAGAGUGUUUUGUGAGCAGUGGUAUGGACCAUUCAGAAAUGGGGAUCAA
This is a messenger RNA of Prunus avium (sweet cherry), 922 nucleotides long. Lineage: Eukaryota; Viridiplantae; Streptophyta; Magnoliopsida; Rosales; Rosaceae. The record is from RefSeq and is a predicted model, not a curated record.